Molecule: messenger RNA, 1035 nt
Organism: Dibothriocephalus latus
Lineage: Eukaryota; Metazoa; Platyhelminthes; Cestoda; Diphyllobothriidea; Diphyllobothriidae
Source: the annotation of a GenBank genome assembly
AUGCGAUUGGUUCUUACCUGCACGAUCAUACGAUUGGAUGAUCGCCUCAAUCUAGAUCCUGAUUGGUUGACACCGGUGAAGGUCUAUGGAAAGCAACAUCAUGCCCCAUUUUCAACGACAACGCAUGGCCUUUAAGGUACUGAAUUCGGGGAUUGUUUUUGUGGCUAUAAACGCUCUGGCAUGCUUUCUAUGCUUCGUUGUUUUCCCAACAAAGACUACAUGACAGCAGCAGUCUUCCGACCGGUUGCUUGCAACCGCGUAAACGAUCUCAUCCGAAUAGGUGGUCAGGAAAUUGUUUGGGAGGAAUCUACCAAAGAUAGACCGUUAGGUAUGUCCAUAGAACCCUAUGGUCUCAGUGACUUGGACUUCAGGGGUACGGCCCAAAGCGCCACUAACUUACAGUUGGAUCUUCCUCUGAAUGCAAAGCUCCUGGAUGCUUUUGCCUUCGCCGGACUUUCUAGUUUAAAGGGCCUCCAUGCAUGGAGGCAUUCGCUCGCCCUUGAGUCGUGCAGUCUUGCCGGCCUACCCAAACUCGAAACAGCAGUACUCAACUGCUCGUCUACUUUUACAAACUUCCUAACAUUUGGAGAUUCAUUUCGGUCUCUGCGACUUGUGGGCUGCCGAGACCUGCCUAUUCAGUUUGUGUGCACGCGUUGUAGUCAGCAGCCAAACACGAACGUUCUCCGUGUCUUGCCAGGACCACCAUCAGCCGAGAGCCAGAUCGUUUUCGAGACGGUGCCGCCGGAGGGAAGUGAGAGUUUGCCGGUUGGACAGUGUGUCCCGGGCAUGUGUUCGGAUGAGCAUCUGUGCAGGAACAAUUACGCCCUUAAACUCAGCAAGGAAUUCACUCUGAGACAGUUGGCUACCGAACUGCAACCGUCACUCCCCGAUACCCCCGAAAACAAGACCGGUCAUCAAACGAUCUUCGGUCUCCUAGACUCACCCAGUAGUUCGCUCGGUCAACUGGCAAUUCUUGUUAUCCUUCCACUCGUACUAGGAAUUGCCAUCAUCUUAGCAUUCUCGGCUAUGCGAUAA